Messenger RNA from Erythranthe guttata (spotted monkey flower), 2976 nucleotides. NCBI's taxonomy places the organism in Eukaryota, Viridiplantae, Streptophyta, Magnoliopsida, Lamiales, Phrymaceae. The record is from RefSeq and is a predicted model, not a curated record.
CUUCUUCUUCUUCGCGAUGCUUUUUUCAAUUCAUUUCUUCUGAAAACUCUUAAUUUGACUUCUCACCCACCUUCGAUUUUCUCCAAAUUUAAUUUUUAAAAUUGCGUAGCUAAUAGCAACUCAUCAUCGACUUGUUUUUCAAUCAACCCAAUUAGGUAAAUUAUCUGAACCAACAGCUCAAAUUUCAUGUAAAGAUAGCAUCUUUUCUCCGUUACAAUUACGGUGUGAUUGAUCUCCGUUAUUCAUUAUCGAAUUGGGGUAAAGACAAAGAAAACCCCGUUUGGUAAUUUUCCUGAACCACUCCACUGAUUUUUGAUCAGUUGGUUAAUUUUUCAUAAUUCGACAUGAAAAUAAAGCUUAUUCGAGCUUGAAAAGUAAGGCGAUAAUGGCAUUGGAUAUGGGGGGUGGUGGUGGUGAUGAAGCGGAGCGGAUUUCACCGGAGAUGUUAAAGAACACGCCGUCGAAUAUACGAAAAUUGGCCGAUGAGAUCGAGCAGUUUGAGGGCAGACAGAAGUACCUUGCCCGAACGAGGAGCCCCUCGGAUGGUGGCGAUGUUCGGUGGUACUUCUGCAAGGUUCCUUUGUCAGUAAAUGAGCUAGCAGCAUCGGUGCCCAAGACAGAAAUAGUUGGCAAAGGUGAUUAUUUUCGAUUCGGUAUGAGGGAUUCUCUGGCAAUUGAGGCAUCUUUCUUGCAGAGAGAGGAUGAGUUGCUCUCUAGUUGGUGGAAAGAGUACGCAGAGUGCAGUGACGGUCCUAAAGGGCAGCCUAGUAUUACUUCCAGGUCGAGCGAGCAAUUCUCUUCAGUGGGUCCCGAAUCCUACGAGCUAUUCACUACUGAAGAAGAGAGAGUUGGUGUACCUGUAAAGGGUGGGUUGUACGAGGUAGAUUUGGUGAACAGACAUUGUUUUCCCGUUUACUGGAACGGAGAGAAUCGACGUGUGUUACGAGGUCAUUGGUUUGCUCGUAAAGGUGGUCUCGAUUGGCUUCCACUGCGUGAGGAUGUUUCCGAGCAGUUGGAGUAUGCCUACCGAAGUCAGGUUUGGCAUCGACGGACCUUUCAACCGUCAGGUCUCUUUGCCGCUCGAGUUGAUUUACAAGGCUCAAUCUCAUUGCAGGGAUUGCAUGCCCUUUUCACAGGGGAAGACGAUACGUGGGAAGCUUGGCUAAGUGUUGAUGCUUCCGGGGUUUAUAGUGUUAUAUCCCUUCGAAGGAAUGGCAUUAAAUUAAGGCGCGGUUACGCUUCUUCUCAGUCGCAGAAACCAACACAGGAUGAACAACGGCAGCAGAAGGAGGAGGAGAUGGAUGAUUACUGUUCGCAGGUCCCAGUUCGGCAUUUAGUAUUCAUGGUUCAUGGGAUUGGUCAAAGGUUGGAGAAGUCUAAUUUGGUCGAUGAUGUUGGAACUUUUCGCCAUGUCACCGCAACCGUUGCAGAAAGGCACCUCACUUCACACCAACUUGGCACCCAAAGAGUCCUUUACAUUCCUUGCCAGUGGAGGAAGGGAUUGACACUCAGCGGCGAAGCUGCAGUGGAAAAAAUCACACUAGAUGGUGUGCGAGGGCUGCGUACGAUGUUGAGUGCAACAGUACACGAUGUCUUAUACUAUAUGAGCCCUAUCCAUUGUCAGGACAUCAUUGAUUCGGUAAACCCCUAUCUUAUUGCUUUCUUCUUCUUUUUUUUCGUUCAAAUAAAUUAUGGAUGCCUCAUAGUGAUUAAUCUGAUAUUAGUUAUUUCAUUCUCACCAGUCGUUUAUUUUCAGAUUGAUCUGCUAAAAGCUAGAAUCAAAGAAUUUGAAGUUGAAUACGCUGACAAAGUGAAUGCGAGGAAGAGUUCACCGAUAGUAAAUCAAUCUGAUCCAGAGAGUGUUCAACUUGGGACGAGAGAUUCAUUGAAGAAUUAUACCCCACAAAUAAGAUAUACAAAAUUAGAAUUCAAGGUUGACACAUUCUUUGCUGUGGGGUCUCCGCUUGGAGUAUUUCUCUCCCUUCGCAAUGUUCGUCUUGGAAUUGGCAAAGGGAAAGAAUAUUGGGAAGAGGAUAAUAUAAAUGAAGAAAUGCCAGCGUGUCGACAGAUGUUUAACAUAUUUCAUCCUUUUGAUCCUGUGGCAUAUAGAAUAGAACCCCUUGUAUGUAAAGAAUAUAUGCACAUGCGUCCUGUUAUUAUUCCUUACCACCGAGGUGGGAAACGACUCUACGUUGGGUUUCAGGAAUUUAGAGAAGGAUUUGCUUCACGUUCUCAAGCUUUUGUCGAUCACUUGAGCUCAGUAAAGGUUAAAGUGCUCACAAUUUGCGAAUCGAGAUCCAACGAUGAACAAGCUGAAGAAUCCGGAAACACCCAAGAAAGAACUGAGAGAUCAUAUGGUUCAGUUAUGAUAGAGAGAUUAACAGGAACCGAAAAUGGUCGAAUCGAUCAUGUACUACAAGAUAAAACUUUUAGACAUCCGUACUUAUCAGCUAUCGGUUCACAUACAAAUUACUGGAGAGAUUCCGAUACAGCUCUUUUCAUACUGAAGCACUUGUAUAGGGAUAUACCAGACGAACCUAUCUCUUGCAAUGACCAACAAUUAAACGACAGCUCAAAUGAUGAUAAAAGCUUGACGACAAAAUGGUCCGAUCCUAGAGAAAUUGCCGACGAAGAACUUCCUUUGACUUUUGCUGAUAGUGUCUCUAUCAGGAAUUUCUCACAAAGAGCCAAGAAAACGAUGAAGAGCUGAUAACGAAGACAUGAGGGGGUAAAAACGACUUUUUGAACUCCGAAGUGGCUGAAGUUGUGAAUUAAUUGCACAACCACCACAAAAAUUGGCAAAGUGCAGCAUGUGGAGAAAGAAACUGUAUACAGGGAAAGAUUAACUUAGUGUAUAUAUAGUUGUAUAUAGGAAGUAUAGACAUGAAUUCAUGUUAGGCAUUGUCCUGUGAUUUAUGGGGCUUUUAUAUGUGUGUGUGUGUGUGUGUAUAUAUAUAUAUAUUUUUUUUUUUUUUU